This is a messenger RNA of Ilex paraguariensis (yerba mate), 237 nucleotides long. NCBI's taxonomy places the organism in Eukaryota, Viridiplantae, Streptophyta, Magnoliopsida, Aquifoliales, Aquifoliaceae. The record is from the annotation of a GenBank genome assembly.
AUGAAGGAUCCUCGAGAGAAUUUGUAUGAUGUAUUCGUUAACAUUAGAGAUGAUGAAGCAGAACAUUGUAAGACAAUGAAGGCAUGUCAAACUCCUGGGAACCUUCGGUCUCCUCACUCAUAUCCAGACGAUGCCUUUGAAGAUGAUUCAGGCGGUAUCCUGCCUCAGGCCGAUUGUGAAGGUAUUGUAGAUGGUGUAAAGAAAUCUGUUGCACAUCCUCAGGCAAAUGACGAGUGA